This is a messenger RNA of Dovyalis caffra, 1428 nucleotides long. The record is from the annotation of a GenBank genome assembly. Lineage: Eukaryota; Viridiplantae; Streptophyta; Magnoliopsida; Malpighiales; Salicaceae.
AUGGAACCGCGUGUUGGUAAUAAGUUCAGGCUGGGUCGAAAGAUCGGCAGCGGGUCCUUUGGAGAGAUCUAUCUAGGUACUAAUAUCCAGACAAAUGAAGAAGUAGCCAUUAAGCUUGAAAAUGUCAAGACAAAACAUCCUCAGUUGCUUUACGAAUCGAAGUUGUACAGAAUCCUUCAGGGAGGAACUGGGAUUCCAAAUGUGAGGUGGUUUGGAGUUGAGGGAGACUAUAAUGUUCUAGUGAUGGAUUUGCUUGGACCUAGUCUUGAAGAUCUCUUUAACUUCUGCAGUAGGAAACUCUCUUUGAAGUCGGUUCUUAUGCUUGCUGAUCAGAUGAUUAAUCGCGUCGAGUUUGUCCACUCGAAAUCAUUUCUGCAUCGAGAUAUCAAGCCAGACAACUUUCUCAUGGGCUUGGGAAGGCGUGCAAAUCAGGUAUACAUCAUUGACUUUGGUCUGGCGAAGAAAUACAGAGAUAGUUCAACCCAUCAACACAUUCCUUACAGGGAAAAUAAAAAUUUGACGGGAACUGCUAGAUAUGCGAGCAUGAACACUCACCUGGGAAUUGAGCAAAGCCGGAGGGAUGAUCUAGAAUCUCUUGGUUAUGUCCUUAUGUACUUCCUGAGAGGAAGCCUUCCUUGGCAGGGACUAAAAGCUGGAACAAAGAAACAGAAGUAUGAGAAAAUUAGUGAAAAGAAGGUUUCUACUUCGAUCGAGGCUCUAUGUCGGGGUUAUCCAACUGAAUUUGCCUCUUACUUUCAUUACUGUCGUUCACUUCGAUUUGAUGAUAAGCCAGAUUAUGCUUAUUUGAAGAGAAUAUUUCGCGACCUCUUUAUUCGUGAGGGCUUCCAGUUUGAUUAUGUCUUUGACUGGACAAUAUUGAAGUAUCAGCAAUCACAGCUGGCUAAUCCUCCAACUCGCGGCAUUGGCCCUGGUGUUGGAACCAGUUCUGGAAUGCCUCCUCCUAUUGUCAGUGCAGACAGACAAACAGGUGGUGAAGAAGGGCGAGCAGCUGGCCAAUCAAUGGACUCCACUCGCCGGAGACUAUCAGGACCGAUCUUAAAUGCUGGAAGCUAUUCAAAGCAGAAAAGUCCAGCUGCUAAUGAUUCUCCAAUUACUAAGGAUGCUAUGUUACCGAACUCCACUUUUUUGGGGCGAUCAAGUGGAUCCUCAAGGCGAGCUGCAGCUGUUUCCAGCAGCCGCGAUGUAUUUGUUGGAAGUGAGUCCGAUCCCCAACGGUCUCGCACAACUGAGGCAAGCCCAGGAGCAAUACAUAAAAUUUCUAGUGGGCUAAGAAGUCCUCCUCUUGGAUCUUCAGACCCCAGACGCACUUCAUCAAGUAGAAAUACUUCUCACAUGAAGACAUAUGAAACCACCCUUAAAGGAAUUGAGAGUCUGAAUUUUGAGAGUGAUGAGAAGGUUCAUUAUUAG